UAAACUGAGAGCUUAAUUGGAGAUGGAAUUGGGAGCUUACUACAGCAUGGUAAUGAGCAAUUUGAUGCUUGUGCUAACUGUGUCCAUGGUGUCUGCUACUUACCUCUUGAUGAGGAAGAUGAGAGGCAAGAAGAGGCUGCCACCUGGGCCAGGCUUGGCCCUCCCGCUGGUGGGCCACCUCCACCUGCUCCGCGAGAAGCCGCUCCACGUCACGCUCGCCGGCCUCGCCGCGCGCCACGGCCCCGUCCUCUCCCUCCGCCUUGGCCGCCGCGACGCCGUCGUCGUCACCUCGCUGCGUCUGGCCAAGGAGUGCUUCUCCACCGAGCUGGACGUCAACUUCGCCAACCGCCCGCGGUUCCCCUCCGCGCGGGAGGUCUCGUUCGGCUACACGGGGCUGUCGGCCGCCAGCUACGGCCCGCACUGGCGCUCCAUGCGCCGCAUCGCCACCGUGCACCUCCUCUCCGCGCGCCGCGUCGACCUCAUGUCCGACGCCACCAUCGCCGGCGAGACCGGCGCCAUGGUGCGACGCCUUGCGCGCGCCGCAGCUGCGGCCAGCGGCGGCGUCACCAGGGUCGAGCUGAAGCGGAAUCUGUUCGAGCUCUCGCACGGCGUCCUCAUGGAGGCCAUCGCGGGAGCCAAGGGCACGCGUGAUGGCUCCGACGCUGACAUGUCUAAAGAGGCGCACGAGUUCAAGAAAGUGGUGGACGAGAUCGUGCCGCUGCUUGGCAUGGCGAACCUGCACGACCACCUGCCAGGACCCCUGCGAUGGCUCGACUUCGGCGGCGUGCGCCGGAGACUCACUGAGCUGGUGAACCGGAGGAACGCGCUGAUGCACGGUCUGAUCGAUGCAGAGAGGCAACGGCGGCCGCAGGAGGACCACGCCACCGACGAGCUGCUGCCGGAGUCGAAGAGCAUGAUAGGCGUGAUGCUCUCGCUGCAGGAGUCCGAUCCGCAGCAGUACACGGACACUUUCAUCGCCGCUCUAGUCACCAACCUCUUCGGCGGCGGCACGGUGACCACGUCGGCGACCAUGGAAUGGGCCAUGUCGCUCCUGCUCAACCACCCGGACGCGCUGCAGAAGGCGCGAGAGGAGGUGAGCGCCCGCGUCGGCCACGCCCGCCUCCUCAGCAGGGAGGACCUCCCCCACCUCCCUUACCUCCAGUGCAUCAUCAUCGAGACCCUGCGGCUCUACCCCGCCGCGCCGCUGCUAGCGCCGCACGAGUCGUCCGCCGACUGCAGCCUCCAUGGGUACCACGUCCCGGCGGGCACCAUGCUUCUCGCCAACGCCUACGCCAUCCACCGGGACCCAUCCGUCUGGGACGACCCAGAGGAGUUCAGGCCGGAGAGGUUCGACGUCAAUGGCGCCGACGGGCAGGGCCAGCAGGGGAUGAUGAUGCUGCCGUUCGGGAUGGGGCGGCGGCGGUGCCCCGGGGAGAGCCUUGCGCUGAGAACCAUGGGGCUGGUGCUGGGGACCUUGAUCCAGUGCUUCGACUGGAGCAGGGUGGCCGGCGCCGAGGUUGACAUGACGCAGGCCUCUGCCAAGAUCCUGUAUAAAGCUGUUCCUUUGGUAGCUCUCUGCAAACCGCACGACAACAUGCAGACUAUGCUUCACAAGAUCUAGCCCAUAACAUUUUGAGUAAUAUUCAGUGAUUUUGUCUUUUUUACAGAGCGCCACGAAUUUUAUUUGACCACGAAACUUUGCAAACGCUCGUAACAUUUGUUG
Messenger RNA from Triticum aestivum (bread wheat), 1723 nucleotides. RefSeq names its product cytochrome P450 81Q32-like. The transcript has 2 exons. Gene Ontology annotation, molecular function: iron ion binding; heme binding; oxidoreductase activity, acting on paired donors, with incorporation or reduction of molecular oxygen. NCBI's taxonomy places the organism in Eukaryota, Viridiplantae, Streptophyta, Magnoliopsida, Poales, Poaceae. The record is from RefSeq and is a predicted model, not a curated record. The coding region runs from base 23 to 1621 and encodes 532 amino acids.